Molecule: messenger RNA, 276 nt
Organism: Macrosiphum euphorbiae (potato aphid)
Lineage: Eukaryota; Metazoa; Arthropoda; Insecta; Hemiptera; Aphididae
Source: the annotation of a GenBank genome assembly
AUGUUUGGAACGACGACGACGACGGCGGUGGUGGCGGUGGUUCAAGUGCAGCCGGUGUCCGACGAGGGCCGGCGGUCGUCAAGUGACGGCACUGCGACGGUGGAACAUGUCGGUGGUGAUGCUGCUCCGGUAGGUGGUGAUGCAUAUCCACCGCCACCGUUAUACUGCGGUGGGAUUUUCAGGGUGCAAAUUGGCGAGACGCAUUUUCAGAUGGAGAGCACGAUGAUAAUUCAAGUGCGAUUUUUAAGACUAAUCUCUCUAACUCCCCGACGAUAG